Messenger RNA from Sorex fumeus (smoky shrew), 4363 nucleotides. It is a transcript of the gene CEP162, whose product is annotated as centrosomal protein 162. NCBI's taxonomy places the organism in Eukaryota, Metazoa, Chordata, Mammalia, Eulipotyphla, Soricidae. The transcript is spliced from 26 exons. The coding region runs from base 60 to 4274 and encodes 1404 amino acids. The record is from RefSeq and is a predicted model, not a curated record. Gene Ontology annotation, biological process: cilium assembly. Gene Ontology annotation, cellular component: centrosome; centriole; axonemal microtubule.
GUUUCCGAUGUUGUAAAUAGUUUGGAAUGCUUACUCUGAGGAAGUGAAGAUUAUUGAUUAUGGCUCGCUAUUCCAAGGAAGAGCUGGAUGAAGAAUUUGAAAAGUUUAUGAAAGAGCUUUCUGAUGAGUCUUUUGAAAAUUCAAACAAGACACUCAGACAACCUCAAAAAGAAGUGAAGAAGAAAGAUGCAUUGCCAUGGUGGUUAACUGAAGAUGAUUUGGAAGAUGACAGAUUGCUUGAAACAAAUGUAAGCUAUGUGAAAACCAAGAAGAUUUCUCAGCCUCUUACGGACAUAGAAGAGGAGUCUGCUGAAAGGAUUCAAUUUCUUAAGAGCAGUGGAACCUCAAUCUUAAGUAUUGACAGCUUAGAAACAAAUGAGAUAGUUUCUGAUCUCAAUCAUAGUGUUCUUGGAUUGGGGUUGGACACGUUAGAAGAACAAGAAGAAAAAGAGCAAUUUUUCGCCCGACUUGAGAAAGGGUUAACAUCUUCCAUUGAUUAUUCGAGACUAAAUAAGGAGUUGGAUUAUAACGACUCAACACAUUUUAAAGAUUUACAGAGUAGUCAAGCUAAUAUAAAACUAACUGAAGAACUAACUGAAGAUAAACAUGAGAGUGAAUCAAAACAUGAAGAACUGUCAGAAAACUACAGUGAUGAUUUUGAACAUGAGGACAUUGACGUAUCUUCGGCUGCUAAAGAUGAAGAGAUUAAUUCCAAAGAAAAUUCAGAAAAAAUAAAUGUACCUAAACAGGAAGAAGAGAAAACUGGAAUGCUGGCAAAUGUGGUGCUGAUUGAUUCAUUAGACUCCGUUGGAGAGACCAACUUGGCUGAAGAUAAAGCAACGACUGAGCCCCUGACCCUGCCAGAAAUAACUGGGAAUGGAAUGGUAGGAACAGCUCUUUCGUAUGGACAGAGCAAUAGCGACAUUGAAGCUCUCCAUCAGGCUUAUCAUCACGUAGCCCACUCUUUGGGAGACGGAGGGGAGGAAGGAAUUGGAAGCCCCAAGAUGGGAAAUAUCAAGAGCUUAGUGAAAGAGCAUUCUCAAGAAAACGAAGAGUCCUCCAAAAACCUCUCCACUACAGAAUCUGAUCUGCCAACAGUGGAGGAGCUGAUGAGACCUAUCAGAAUAGAUUCCCUUGGUGUCAGUCAUUUUGACUUCAAACCUGUCAGCUAUAAGAAACUGGCUGGUAGUCAAGAAACUGAAUUCAUGAGCCCUUUCCCACGGGAGGUGACCCAAAAUCUUAUGUCUCAAGAGCCGCAGAAUGUAAAUCAAUUUCCUCAUAGAACUGAAGAGCGUGUGGUUUUGCAAAGGGCAACCAAUGAGGAUAAAGAAAAUAGCGGUCCAGGAGUAAGCACUAUGGAAGAAUGUAUCGAUAAAACCUGUCUUGAUAUUUUGAGGAAAAAAAUAUCUGUUGCUCCUUCAUUAUUACCUCAGGACAGCAAAGUAAAUAAAACUUUGAAAUCGCAACUCAGUUCUGAAGAAGGCACUGCAGCUGAUAAACAGGUACCAUACAAGAAGGCCAGAAGUGCACCUCCUUUGCUUAAAAGGAAACCUCAGAGUGGAUUAUAUGCGUCCGUAAGAAGCUCAGGCUAUGGCAAACCCAGUUCGCCGUUCAAGACGUUCUCUACUCUUGAAAAGAAAACCUCAAAGGAUAUUAUGAAGAGCAAAAACUUGAGAUCCAUUUCCACCUCAAAUCAAGCUAGGAAAAAAGAGAUCUUCUCUGAAACAAAGCUCAUCAAGCCUGCAGCACAGAAUAAACCAUCCCCUAAAAACGAAGUUUUCCCGACUGUUCCUAUGAAGUCUAAAGACAAUACCGAAGUCGAUUCCUGUGGUCGAUUUAAGAAUGAUUCUUCAGACUACCAAAGUGGGAAUAAGGAAACAGAAUUAGUUUUAUUUAAAAGAGUCCAGGAAGCAGAGGAUAAGUGGAGGGGUGCACAGGCUCUAAUUGAACAAAUUAAAGUUACAUUCUCGGAGAAAGAGAGGGGGCUGGAAGAUAAGAUGGAAGAACUGAAAAGACAACAGGAAAAGGAACUCUUGAAGCUGAAUCAAGAGAAUUAUAUUCUUCAGUCCAAGUUAAAUAGCUUUGAAGAGACAAACAGAAAACAGAAGUGGUUACAUUUCGAAGCAACUGAUUCUAUCACUGAGGAAAAAUUGAAGCAUAUCCAAAAAGAAAUACAAGAACAAGAGACCCUUCUUCAGGGAUAUCAACAGGAAAAUGAAAGGUUGUAUAAACAAGUGAAAGAUCUCCAAGAACAGAACAAGAAGAAUGAGGAGCGAAUGUUCAAGGAAAACCAGAAUUUAUUCAGUGAGUUAGCGUCCUUAAAAGAGCAGAUGCACAAAAAUCAUUUCCUGUCUCAAGUAGUUGAAGAUUCAGAGCCCACAAGAAACCAGAGUUUCACAGAUCUGUUAGCAGAAUUACGGUUGGCACAAAAAGAGAAAAGCAGCCUUUUGGAAGACAUCAAAAGACUGAAGCAAGACAAACAGGCUCUUGAAGUCGACUUGGAGAAAAUGAAGAAAGAGCGAGAUCAAGCCAAAGAUCAGAUUGCGUAUGCCACAGGUGAAAAGUUAUAUGAAAUAAAGAUCUUAGAAGACACACAUAAACAAGAAGUUGCCCGUCUGCAAAAAAGAUUGCAGUGGUAUGCUGAAAACCAGGAGCUUCUGGAUAAAGAUGCAGUUCGGCUUAAAGAAGCACAUGAAGAAAUUGAGAAGCUCAAACUUGAGGUCGAAAAACUGAAAACGGAGUCAGGAAAUCCGUCUUUACCGCAGAAGAUGCGUUCAAAAGAUAGAGCAGCUGAUGCCAAAAAGAUCCAGGAUCUGGAGCGACAGGUCAAGGAAAUGGAAGGAAUUCUGAAGAGAAGAUACCCCAAUUCUUUACCGGCUUUAAUAUUGGCUGCGUCUGCAGCAGGUGAUACGGUGGAGAGAAGCACAGUGGAAUUUAUGGAAAAACGAAUCAAAAAAUUAGAAGCUGACCUGGAGGGCAAAGACGAAGAAGCAAAGAAAAGCCUUCGCACUAUGGAGCAACAGUUUCAGAAGAUGAAGAUUCAGUAUGAACAGAGAGCAGAGGAGCAGGAGAAGCUACUUGCCUGCAAGCUGAAGGAAGCGUCCCAGCACCAGUGUGACGACUCCAGGGCGAAAGCACUCGAAGAGGAGCUCAGGGAGAUCAAGGAAGCCCAUCGGGUCACUGUCACAAACCUCGAAGCUGAAAUCGACGUUCUCAAACGUCAGAAUGCGAAGCCGGAGCUCAAGAAAAACGAUGAGGAUGACAAAGGCGUCCAGUCCAUAGAGUUCCAGGUGGAACAGGCACACGCGAAGGCGCGAAUGGCACGGCUCAGCGAGGAGCUGGCGGCGAAGAGCAGAGAGAUACAAACCCUCUCCAAGACCGUGGAGAGGCUCCAGAAGGAGAGGAGAGUGAUGCUGUCCCGCCAGAACUCCAAGAGCCGAGAGGAGGUGACUUCAAAGAGCGCCAAGAGAGAUGCUCCUCAGCCGGGUAGAGGAGGUAGCCACGCCUCCUCUGGAACCCAGAACGGCAAGCUUUACCAGCCCUCUAAUUCCACUGGCUCCCGUCUCUCAGAGGUUCUACAAGAGAACUGCAGGCUUAGAGAUGAACUGGAGGGGUUAAUUUCGGAGAGGGACGAACUACAGAAGAAGUCGGAAACAACAAUGCGCCAACUUGAAAAUUCCAUAAAAAGGGUCAAGGAAGAUACGACAGCACACAUCACCUCUCUCAAGGCGUCUCACCAGAGGGAAAUAGAGAAACUCCUUUGCCAGAAUGCACUAGAAAAUUCUUCUUCCAAAGUGGCUGAACUGAAUCGUAAAAUUGCAUCUCAAGAGGUACUUAUAAAACAUUUCCAAAGUCAAGUUAAUGAGCUGCAGGAAAAACAAGAGUCUCUUGCAGUUUCUCAAGUUCGAGAAGAAAUUUUGCAAAAAGAGAUUACAAAACUUAUCGAAGAAUUGAAAGAAGCCAAAGAAAACCAUACACCAGAAAUGAAACAUUUCACGGGCUUAGAAAAGAAAAUUAAACAGAUGGAAGUAAGACAUGAGCAAAGAGAGCAAGAACUUCAACGGAUAAUACAGCAGACACGCCAAGUAGUAGAAACUGAGCAAAACAAGGAGAUUGAAAAAUGGAAAAGACUCGCACAAUUGAAGAACCGAGAACUAGACCAUUUCCGCAGAGAACUAGACUCAAUCCUGGAUGUUCUUCGAGAGCUUCACCAGCAGGGGGUCGUUGUGCCGGUUGCUUUUGCAGAUGAAAUUAGUGGACCAGAAUAUUACUAGGAACUUGUAUUGCAUGUGAAGUUGUGUCGCGAUCAAAAGGAAGCCUUUGAAAACGGGUGUGCGUGACGUUUCCCAGAAACAAACACAAA